AAUGGCAGUCGGAUGAUAAGCUUUCAGUUCCUGCUUACUAAAAUCUCGUGUUUGGGUUAUUUUUUUGUGGAUUUUAACGAAAACGGAAUUAGAUAUAAAGAGUAUAUAUCUAUCCACGUAGAACUAUGCACUGAUUGCUUGAAAUUUGUGUACAACUAAAUAAAUAAAAUAGGUAAAAGAGGAGAAUGCCACCACCACCUCCUCCUCCCCCAGGCCCGCCACCCCCACCUGGUCCCCCACCCCCUCCCAGUGGCAAGGGGCCUAAACUAGGGGGUGCUACACCAUCCAAAGACAGGGGGGCCUUGCUGAACUCCAUUCAGAAAGGAGCCAAGCUGAAGAAGGCUGUUACCAAUGACAGAAGUGCACCAAUCGUCACUGACAAGCCAUCUGGGGGUGGAGGAAGGGGGCCUAUGGGCAUGCCCCUGCCCGUCCCAGGGGGAGGAAGAGGGGGGGGCAGAGGUGGAAGUCAGACUGUCGCCCUGAGGCCCAACUCUGGUGCCCGGGAUCCUAUUCCCAAUUUUGGUCGUGGCUCAGCAGAUGAUUGUGAGAAGGCUAGCUCAUAUAUAAUACCUCCCAGUAAACGACCGGCACCUAAACGUCCGUCUGUACCAGCGCCACCUAGACCAGAUGCAAUGCCAGCCGCACCAGUGGGUGGUAUGGGGGGCCUGUUCGCAGGGGGCGUGCCGCGCCUUCCCAACAGAGGGGGCCGCACCGCAGGAGGGGCCAGCAGGGGAGCACCUGGUUCCGCACCACUUCGUCCCCCAGGAGGUAGCAACCGGCCAGUAGCCAACGGUUUGUCCAACGGACCCACAGGCCGCAGUGGACCACCACCCCCGCCACCGGCAGAAAACAAACCAACACACGCUCACAGUGAAACGGACCUUUCACGUAUCAGUGGCAAUGUGGGAAAUGUGUCAAAUUCAAUAGCAGGACUAAAUAUUAGCAGUGAAAGUCUGAAUCAUGUGGUAUCGCGGACUCAUUCGUCAGGGGCUUCAUCGAGUGUUCCCAAGGCAAUGCCCCCUCCUCCCCCAAGUCGAGGUCCCCCCUCAGGCCCACCCGUGGGCGCAGCUCAUGGUGCUUUAAAUCGACCGCCUCCCCCAAAUUCACGACCUCCCAGCAUAUCUGGCAGGCCGCUGCCACCACCCCCUUCACCAGGGCUGUCCUCUGAUCGCAAUAGUGUGGGGUCAAAUAGAGAAAGUCUAUCAUUUCCCCCUCCUCCUCCCUCAAUUAGUGAUAGCAAUUCGCGGGCGCCCCCUCCUCCUCCCAGUUCAAAUAAACCGCCACCCCCCUCCAUCGAAUGCAAAUAAACCCCCGCCUCCCCCCUCCCCAGGAAUUGGAAACCAUAACAGAUCUGCAGCACCACCCCCUCCCCCGUCUUCUCGCCCCCCUCAACUUAAACCACAAAUGUCUAGGCAAGAUUCUGGCCCCCCACCCCCUCCCCCCACACUGCCGCCCAGUGGGAGGGCAGGCCCCCCUCCCCCACCCGGUAGGACCACACCCGCCAGCGCAGGGGGAACUAUUGGUCGGUCAGGAAGGACUGGGCCCCCACCACCUCCCCCCAUGCGAAAUAAUGUGGCCCCACCUCCACCUGAGAGACGAUCUUCAGUACAUUACAGUGGAGGACAUGAUGAUUUUGAGGAAAAGUUCCACUUUCAUCUCCCUAACGAGUUUCCUCCUCCUGAGCCAAUGAGUAAAGACAAGAAAGCCUAUCCCAGUAAAAGUGUCCGCAAUAAGCCAGAUAGAAGACCCCCACCCCCUCCUCCAAAUGUUUGAAUGUUCCUGCCAGCUACUACAACAAAAGGGUCCCUGGGUUUAUAACUAUGGUAACGUGCUGGAAGAAUAAGAACCAUGGCGACAGAAUGGGCGCUGCCUGGUGGCUGUUUGUGAUAUAUUGAAUGAUUGAUGUAACGGGAAGGUGAUUGGAUAGUUGAUAAUCAUGAAAUAAUAAACAUCAGUUGCAUAGAAUGCAAAUCAUGUGCAUAACUUACAUCGGUUUGAAUGUUUGUAUAUGCAACUACCAAAACAAUUCCAAGUUACAAUUGCUAAUUGUUGGUGCCGUGGGACGACAUAUCAAUCAAUACUUGAUUGCAUGAACCAGUCAGAGGGGAUUCCUUCAAAGAGUUAAAGCUCAAGGAUCAAUCACUGUGAUGUACUGGCAUGCACGCUUACACAAAACCAGGUUACUCUAUGUAUAUAUACAGGGGUGUGAUUUUUCCUCCUUUCAGUUGAUUUCCUCUCUUUCAACGUCAAACUUAUUUUACAAAUAGUUAUUUACUUUACUGAAUCUUUAUAAAAAUUAGGAGAUUGAUUUAACCCUGUAGGGUGGGGGUAGGGCAUUUUCCUCCUCUCAGGUGGUUCUUAAAUCCCACCCCUUUCUGAUAGCAUCAAUAAAAAUAGCAGAUGCAUUAGCCAUUCUGUAUAAGGAUCAGAGUCAGUGAAGGGGUAUAGUUAAUAUUGCACCCCAAGUGAUGUCUACCAAUUGCAAGGGCCAAGGUUAACAGUAAUUGUCAAGAUGGCAAUAUUUACUUUGCCCUGAUAAAUACCUAUUAUAUUUUUUAUUAUUCUACAGAACAAACAUGCUGUACUUAAAAUAAAAAACAAGUCAAACAUGUAGCUAUUGUCUGGGAAUCAAGCGCUGAUCAAAAUUAAUUCGUUUGAUUCAUUUUAAUUCUGAUUAUUUGCUUGAAUGUAAUUAUUUGAAAAAUCAAUGCUUUUAUUAUUUAUAGCACUUCAUGCUGCAUAGAUUGAAAAAGUGUGCAUGAUCGGAAUUCAUUAUGUUAUUUGGCGGGGGAUAUCAAAUCAUUGAAUUUGCUCGUUGAUAUAUAACGUUUAUGUAGGGAUGGGUAUUUGUAAAUUUACCAUUAGAAAGUCAUGGGAGUUUUACUAAAAAGUAAAAAUGUUCUUUUUCAUAAUGACUUGUAAGCCUCUUGUACAAAGGUCUUAACCCUUAAAGCGCUGGAGCUGAAUUUUAAAGGCCUUUGCAAACAGUUUGGAUCCAGAUGAGACGCCACAAAACGUGGCGUCUCAUCAGAAUCUAAACUGUUUGCUAUUCUGAUAGUAUUCUUUGAAAAAAAAUCGAAGAAAAUGCUAAUUUUAGAAAUUCUGCAGACGACAUUUUAGCAGACGACAAAUUUCCCAGCAUGCAAAGGGUUAAUCCUGUUAUUCUGUGGACAGAACUGUGUAGAAUUAGGCUUUAUAUGGGAAGACAUUAUCACUUCUAAUAUUAAUGUCAAUGAAAGAUUUCAAUUAUAAGUUCAUGCAACAUGAUGAAUCCCAAAAUUUUGCAAUGUUGUUUAACGUCACAUUCCACAUAAGUGUGGAAAACGCGUUAGGCUGUAGACAGACUUGAUGUUAUCAGCUUGGGAAAGAAAAUAGUUACAGCUGUAUAGUGUAUGUUAAUAUUUUGGCAGUGGGAAACCUGAUGUUUUCACCAUAUUGCAUACCUCAAUAUUUUUUUGCAAUUCAUAGCAUAGCAACUUAAUAUACUCUAGUCCACACACUUGUUAGGUUUCAGGUCCCUUUUGUUUGUGUGAUUCACAUGUUUUGUUCCACCAGUUAUUGGUGCAAUUGCAGUUUGUCACUGUUACAUCCGCUAGAGAAAUUGAAAUAUAAGUUUACACUGAUUCAGACAACUUAUUGUCAGUUUUGUAUGAGUUGCGUCUUGAAAAAAAAUUGGUCUUAUGCCAUAUGAGGCAAGCGUUGCUCCAGCCCAGCUUGUGUAAUCAGGUCGAUGUCUGUUAUAAAUUUUAAAAGGUUUUGUGCACUCAUCAAGAAGGGGGACUCCUGACCAGACUGCAUGGAUGGCAUAGGAACAAUUGUUUCGUGAGGCUGGUCAUUUUAUGUAUUACCCAGUAGUAAAGACUGUUCUGUUGAAUCUGAUCUGAAGUAUUUGUGUCAAAAAGAAAUUUGUUUAGAUUGUUAUUGUUUUAUCUAAUUUAGUACAGGAUGUUUUGUUAAAUUAUUUUAACUUUAAAUCAACUUGAUAACAAAAAUGAGUUGAUGCCUUUUUUUUAACCAUCAUUUUGCUAAUAUCUGCAAACACAAUUCUUGUGACAUGAAGUUCUUCUGUAACAUUUUCCUAAAGCUGUAUAAAUACAGUCUUAACAAGUAAACCUUUUGUCAAGAUUUCUUACCUAUGGUUUACUGAUGACUGAUAGUGCAUUAAGCACUUCCAAAUAAGUGUUGUACCCUACAUUGCUUCAUACUCUACCAUCAGGUGAAGGAUAGAAAAACAGCCUUGCAUUUUACUAUUUAAGUAUGUCUUAACCCUUUCUUAAGCAAGGUAAAAUGGCUUUUGCAACCAGCAUAAAACCAGAACAGCCUGCCAGUUACUCGCAGUCUUUCUUAGGUUUUAUGCUGUUUGCUGCUCAUCAGUAUCUAAGGGUUAGAAAUGAAGCCUUUAAACUUGAAUUAAGUAAGAAAGGUCUUUAAUUGAAUGUUACUUUCUAAGGGACUACACAUGCAUCAAAAUACGUAUCUAAGUGAUUGAGGGUUAAUUGUGGAUAAUUACUUGUCUCAAUAGUUUAUUUACAUUCCAAAUAUUAUAGUAGACAAACAAUAUAUUAAUUUAUUUUACACAAGGUCUGUAUACUUUUGGUAUAGAAAUGGUGUAUCACACAUUAUAUCAUGUAAAAUGAAGUCAGAUUGUUUGUUUGAAAGUAUGUUUAGUUAUUACAAAAUGUAGAUAGUGAGAAACAAUAUUAGUUAAACAAGUAUGAGUGGCAUAGGCUUGCACAUGAUUUAUAUUCAUUUAAACUACUUAAUUAGUUUAAUGUUCUCUGAUUGCUCUUCUUAUGAGUAUCUUAUGUUUAGUGUUAAUACUAGCACAAAGUUGCAUAAUCCAAAAAUCAUUCAACAUUGUCAGAGCAAACUAUGUAUUUUUGCAAUUUCUCAAUUAUUUUGUAUGUAAUUUUUACAAAUUAAUUCUCAUGGACUCUGAUUACUUAUUUCUAAAACUGUAUGAACAUUUCUUCAAUUAGUUACCCAUGGGACAUUUUUGUACAAUGUAUAAGAUCAGUUGAGAAAUAGAUGUUCUGGUUAACAAGAAAAUAUGCACAUAUUAUGGUUCAUAAAACCAUAUAAAACAGAAACUGUCUUAUAAUAAAACUGCAGUGAAAAACUCAUAUUUAGCUCUAGUUGUCACAGUUCAUACUAGCAUAUGACAUACAUAAACAUGGUGUUUUUUAUAUUAAUAUUUAAAAUAUUGGCAAUGGUUUUCAUCACAUGCCCUAUACUGAUUAAUUUAAACCUUUCCUACUCAAAAGAACAGUGACAAUGGCUAUAUGCAACCAGGAUAAAACCAGAACAGCCUGCGAGUAACUCGCAGUCGGUUCAGGUUUUAUGCUGUUUGCUGCUCAUCAGUAUCUAAGGGCUGGAAAUGAAGCCUUUAAAACUUGAAUCUAGUAAGAAAGGUCGUAAAUUAAAAAUAACUUUGUAAGGGACUUCACAUGCGUAUCUUAGUGGUAAAGGGUUAAGGUGGGCUUGAAACAAUUAUUUGCUAUAAAAUAAUGACACCAAAGUUCAUGCUUGCUAUGCUGUACUGUUAAUUUCAAUGUUUUUUUGAGUGUCUGAUUUUGUUUGUGUGUCAUGAUAUUUAUGCAUCAGCAAUUUAAAAUGGUAUUUACUUUGAUGGCUGUAUAUUGACUUUUGAUAGAUAUUAUGUUCUAUUGACAUGUGCAGCUUGUCCAAUCUGUGUCCAUUCCGCUUGUUAUUGUUUUUGUUCAGAGUUCUAUUUUGUAUUCUAAUAAAUAUAAGCGUGCAUUUCGACGAGAACAGAUGUGUAUAUAAUUUUUACCAGUCAUUAUUUAGCAAUUUGUUUGAAUAUUGAACUCGGCAUAUAUGACAGAGAAAACUAGUUGAACCUUGUUUUGCACCCAUGACCUGGUCAAAUAGAAUGUUGAUUUGUGUCUGGUCAAGUGAUGUGAUAUAAAAAUGACACUUUUUUUUUAUUCACAUGCAGUAUCUUAUUUUUCUUAAGCAUUGCUGAUCAGGAUAGUAAUUUCUAACAUGUAUCAUGUUAAAUGAAUACUUAUGGUUUUGGUGAUUAGAAAUAUGCAACGGAAAUUGUAGCCAUCUAGAACUUUACAACCAGGCAGUUCUAGGCAUUAAGAAUCAACUAAAGUCAGCGAUUGAAAGUGAUGUAACACAGUCAAACAUCAUAGUGAAAUGAAGCAAUACAUUGUUUUUUUUGUGCAGAAAUUGUACUUCAAGUAUCAUGUAUAAGAAUUUUUCAUGGCAGUGAAAUUAAUGGGGUUGAAAAAAAAACUGUCAAUUAUGCUUACAUAUUUUUAUGUGAUGGCUCAAGUAUUGAGCGUAAAAUAUAAUAUGAAUAUAUCAUAAAUACAUAUGAAUAUAUUCAUAAAUGUAUGAUUAUUUACCAUGAUGAUGUAUAUUUUAGUGUAUUAUUAAAUUAAUUAUUUCAAGUAAUAAUACUACACAAAGAUUUAUGCAGAUGUUUGCUUGUAAUAUAUAUUACGUAUGAUUACAAUGAUUACCUGUAAUUAUACACUAUUAUUUAUGGCAAAAUUUUAAAGUUUAUUUUUCACAUAUAUUACAAUAUGUCUCUGUAAUUGUUCGCCUACAUAUUAUACGCUUAUAUCAUUCAUCAAGAUAAUGUCUUUGAGUGGUUACAAUAUACAUGUAUAAUCUUUGAGUGGUUACAAUAUACAUGUAUAAUCAGUAAGACAUUUGUGUUCUUCAAACUACACUGAACUUUUUUUAAACACAAACAAGUGUUGGUGCUUUGUUUUCUUGCACUGCACAUCGUUAUUCAGGCUUUGACAAUACUGUAGAUUAAUUUAUUUUGGUGACUUUUUUUCUAAAUUUUUUAUGUUGGACUUUAUGUUCCUUUAACAUUUAUUUGUUUAGAAGACCACUAAAAUACACAAAAAUUAUUGCCUGCUGACAAACAAUAUUGGUUUUACAGAAAAUAGUGUUAAUAUGCUGAAUGUAACAAGUGUACAUCUCUAGUUAAUGCAUACUUCAUCAUACAUUAGUUAGUCCAUGGGUUAAAAUAACCAUUGUCUAACUCACUUGCUGUAUAUUUAAUAUUAAUAUAUAUUUUGGACACAGCUAAUGUUGCUGGUUUAAAUGGCACUUCCAGUGUAUUAUAAGUUUACUGUAAUCUGUAAAAGAUGUAUAAUAAAAAAUAAUUAUUAUUAUUAUGUAAUUACUGUCCAGUCACAGCACAAAAUAUUACCUUAACAUUUUAAGCACAUACAAUUUCAUGUUAGACCAAAUAUUUGUCACUCAAGUUUCAAAAGAAAAUGUUAUCAGAUUUUUAUACAAGAAUACAUAUUCAACAAAAAUUAAUUAAGCAACUGUUGUUUCUGAAUGUGUUUAAGGAUAGAGAUGUUGACUGUGAUUGAUAUUUGAUGCAUUAUAUGUGUUUGAAUCACUGUCUUUUGUUUAGCUUUCUAUAUUCAGCAAUUGAUUUUUGCAUGGAAUGUUUCUAUGUUAAAGUCAUUACUACUUUGUAUGCAUAUAUUGUAUAGCUAUGUGUACCAAGCCCUAUUCAUGUAACAAUCUGUACCCACUCUCCUUUGUUAAUACUGGUUUUUAUGUAAAAUAAAUUAUGAAUCAUGAAUAAAUAAAUUGUAAAUAAA
Dreissena polymorpha is the source of this 7604-nucleotide messenger RNA. RefSeq lists its product as uncharacterized. The record is from RefSeq and is a predicted model, not a curated record. Bases 186 to 1307 code for a protein of 373 amino acids. The transcript is spliced from 8 exons. NCBI's taxonomy places the organism in Eukaryota, Metazoa, Mollusca, Bivalvia, Myida, Dreissenidae. Gene Ontology annotation, molecular function: actin binding.